AUGGAGACCCCCGGCUCGCUCUCCAACGCAGACGAAGCCGCGAUCCUCAUCCAGAGAGCGUACCGUCGAGUCCAGCGACGGAUCGCGAAGGACAACGAGGAACUCAGCGCGAUCCUCAACGCGCUCGAGGACCGCGAGGAGAACCGAAUCAACGAGCGACGACGCGGCGUCAUGGCGACCGUGAACCAAGCGCUCGGAUCGCUCGCGCGGACGACGCGGAUCAAGCUCAAGGACAUCAGCGCGGACAUCGGUCUGCGCGCGCGAAGCGCCAAGGACCCGUCGGAGAUCGCCGCCCUCCCGACGCUCACGUCGGGGUCGAUCGAGAACCUUCUCCGCGGCCUGGGCGAGGACGAGCGCGUCUCGAUGACGGACGCGCUCGCGAUUCUCCAGGCUGUCGCCGUGCUCUUCGCGUCCGAGCCGUCCGUUAUCGACGUCGCGGUACCCGCGGGAGGGAAAGUCGUCGUCGUGGGCGACUUGCACGGGCAGAUACACGACCUGCUGCACGUGUUUGCGUCGCAGGGGUUGCCGAGCGAGAAAACGAUUUACGUCUUCAACGGCGACCUCGUCGAUCGCGGCGACCACGCAUGCGAGGUGUGCCUGCUGAUCUUCGCCCUGAAGCUCGCGCGCCCAAACAGCGUGUACGUGAACCGAGGGAACCACGAGGAGCCGCACAUAAACAUCUACGGCGGGUUCGAGGAGGAGUGCCUCGGAAAGUACGACCACUCCGUGUUCCAGACGUUUCACGCCGUCUUCACGUGGCUCCCGUGGGCGUGCGUGAUCAACGGUAAGACGCUCGUGUUACACGGCGGUCUACCCGGGGACCCCACCGUGCGGUUGCGGGACAUUCGAGAACUCGCGCGCGGGCCGGACGUCCUCGCCGCGGACCACAACAUGGGCGACGAGAAGUGGAUGAAGGACUUGAUGUGGAGCGACCCGCAUCCGAGCCCGGGGUUUCGGGGGUUCGAACCGAGCGCGCGCGGCGCCGGAGUGUUGUGGGGUCGCGACGCGACGAACGCGUUUUUGGACCGCGAGAAGCUCACGACGCUCGUGCGAUCGCAUCAGUGCGUCGACGAGGGGUGCGAGGUGACGCACGGAGGCAGAGUGUACACGGUGUUCAGCGCGUCGAAUUACUGCGGCGCGGGCGGGAACAAGGGCGCGGUUGUGAUUUUCAAAGAGAAGGCGGAGAGGCCGACGAAACACGUCAAGUGGGACCAUCGAAAGAUAAAGCACAACGCGCUGACGCAGACGGUGCAGACGAGGCGGGAGGGCAAAGCCGCGAAGCUCGCGGCCGCGGUGGCGCAGGCGUCGGAGUACAUCUACGAGAACAAGACCGCGUUGCUGCGGUACUACGCGCUCGGGGACGACGCCGACGACGGCUUCGCGACGUUCGAGUGGUGGGCGACGGGCCUGUCCGAGGUUCUGCAAGUCCGAAUGAAGUGGCUCAACCUUCUGUACGACCUGACCACUCCGGACGAGAUCGACCCGGAGCGCGGGGGCGUGUUGUACCGCAAGUGGCUCUCGCGGUUCCACGUGCACAUGAAGGGCGGGUGCAAAGAGUGGCAGUCGGACGUCGCGUCGGAACUCGUCGGGGCGAUCAUGCAAGGCGGCGGCGACCUCGCCGCGGCGUUCGAAUCCAUGGACGUGAACCACGACGGGGAGUUAUCCCCGGAGGAGUUCCGCGCGAGCGUCCGCGCGCGGUUGCCCUCGCUCGCGGUUUUCUCCGACGCGCAGCUCGACGCGGUGUUGACGUCGUUCGACGUCGACGGCAGCGGCGAAGUCGAUCGCGGCGAGUUUGUCAAGUCGCUCGCGGCGUCGAUCGAGCCCGCGCGCGAAGGAAGACGCCGCGCGCGCGUCGGUCUUCAGUGGGACACGUCGGGGGGCGAGGAAGUCCCGAUCACCCCGACGUCGAACGACCCGCAGGACGUCGUGCGGCUGCUCGCGGACGCGAUCGCGCGACUGUUCUUCACGCACCGCGCGGAACUGUUUCACGUCUGGCGGACGCACUUCGACGUCGACGGCACCGGGUCGAUAUCGUCGUCGGCGUUCGCGGAGAGCGUUCGCGUCGCCGACGCCGCCGCUUGCGCGCACGGGGGCGGGAAGCUGAUCUCCGAGAAGGCGAUCGAGCGGUUGAUAGAGGUGUUGGAUAGCAACGGCGACGGCAUGAUCGAUUUCGUGGAGUUCUCGCGGAACGUCGGGUCCCUCGUCAAACGCGCGUUGGGCGCGUUGGAGCACUCCCCCGAGGUCGCGCCAGUGGCGUAUUAG
Micromonas pusilla CCMP1545 is the source of this 2262-nucleotide messenger RNA. RefSeq names its product calcineurin-like phosphoesterase. The transcript has a single exon. The record is from RefSeq and is a predicted model, not a curated record. Gene Ontology annotation, molecular function: hydrolase activity; calcium ion binding. NCBI's taxonomy places the organism in Eukaryota, Viridiplantae, Chlorophyta, Mamiellophyceae, Mamiellales, Mamiellaceae. The coding region runs from base 1 to 2262 and encodes 753 amino acids.